This is a messenger RNA of Penicillium brevicompactum, 2649 nucleotides long. Its product is annotated as Kha1p. Lineage: Eukaryota; Fungi; Ascomycota; Eurotiomycetes; Eurotiales; Aspergillaceae. The transcript is spliced from 3 exons. Gene Ontology annotation, molecular function: antiporter activity. Bases 1 to 2649 code for a protein of 882 amino acids. Gene Ontology annotation, cellular component: membrane. Gene Ontology annotation, biological process: proton transmembrane transport. The record is from RefSeq and is a predicted model, not a curated record.
AUGGCGACCUCAACCGCUACAGCAACGGCUACCGGCGCCGUCAAGGUGCCACCGCAGGGAGGCAUUCUGGAGGGUGGAAACCCAACAGAUUACGACCCCAAGAACCCCCUCGUGCUCUUUAUUAUUCAGGCUGUGAUCAUCAUCGUGAUGUGCCGCUUGAUUCACUGGCCCCUUUCGAAGAUCCGUCAACCCCGAGUCAUUGCGGAAGUCAUCGGUGGAAUUGUCCUGGGCCCAUCGGUGAUGGGUCGCAUUCCUGGAUUCACCGAUGCUAUAUUUCCUACUGCGAGUAUCCCCAGUCUGAAUCUAGUCGCCAACCUGGGACUAGUGCUUUUCCUCUUCCUGGUAGGUCUGGAGACCGACCUGCGCUUCUUGAUCAGCAACUGGCGCAUCGCCUUGAGCGUCUCUGCUGCAGGUAUGAUCCUGCCGUUCGGUCUGGGAUCUGCAAUCUCGUAUGGUCUAUACCAUGAGUUCCAUGGGGACCCGGGUACCAAGCCCAUUGAGUUCGGAACCUAUUUGCUAUUUAUUGGUAUCGCCAUGGCCAUUACGGCCUUCCCUGUGCUGUGUCGUAUCCUGACUGAGUUGAAGUUACUUUCCACCCGGGUGGGUGUGAUUGUGCUUUCGGCGGGUGUUGGCAACGACGUUGUCGGAUGGAUUUUACUCGCUCUGUGCGUCGCCCUUGUGAAUGCCGGAAGUGGUAUUACUGCGCUGUAUGUGCUCUUGGUCUGCGCUGGGUACAUGCUCUUUUUGACCUUCGCGUUCCGCCCGCUAUUCCUCCGUUUCCUGGAGAAGACGGGCAGUUUGCAGAAAGGUCCCAGUCAAUCCGUGGUAGCUUUGACGCUGCUGAUUGCGUUGGCCUCGGCUUUCUUCACACAAGUCAUUGGUGUUCACGCUAUUUUCGGAGGCUUCGUGAUUGGCUUGAUUUGUCCACAUGAAGGUGGAUUCGCCAUCAAAGUGACGGAGAAGAUCGAGGAUCUGGUCGGUGCUCUGUUCCUCCCACUUUACUUCACACUCUCUGGCCUAAGUACAAAUCUCGGGUUGUUGGAUUCUGGCAUCGUCUGGGCCUACGUGGUCGGUGUCAUUGCCAUUGCGUUCAUUGCAAAGGUCGCUGGUGGCGCUUUCGCAUCCCGUCUAUGUGGUCUGCUGUGGCGUGAGAGUUUCUCCAUUGGUGUCCUCAUGAGUUGCAAGGGACUGGUCGAAUUGAUUGUGCUAAACAUCGGUCUACAAGCAAAGAUCCUGAGCACCCGUACAUUCACAAUAUUUGUCGUCAUGGCCUUGGUAACUACAUUCCUGACAACUCCUCUGACGACUUGGUUAUAUCCAAAUUGGUACCAAGUCAAGGUUGAGCGAUGGAGACGAGGGGAGAUCGACUGGGAUGGAAAUCCCGUUGAUAACAAUGGCCGCAACGACAGCGUUGCGCUAGCCAAAGAUGAGAUGAAGACCAUCCCUGUGCGCAAACUCCUCGUAUACCUUCGCCUUGAUGGCCUUUCUGGAGUCUGCACCUUGGCGGCUCUCCUGAGCUCGAAGCGCCAGCCGCUCUCAUCUCGCGUACACCCCGCGAAAAUGCCACAGCAAACCGACCAGACUGUCGAGGAUCCUAUCACAGAGGAAGAAGACGACUCCGCUCUUCGUGUUCAUGGUGUGCGUCUGAUGGAGCUCACAGACAGAGACUCCAGUGUCAUGAAGGUCUCUGUUGCAGGCGAGCACGCACUUUGGGACCCAGUAGUUAAUACCUUCCGUGCCUUUGGUGAAUGGCAUGAUCUUUCCCUCAUGGCUGGCGUGUCCGUUGUCCCUGAGUACUCUUACGCCGACACCGUCAUCGGCAUGGCACAGCAAGAUACGGCAGACCUUCUCCUCCUUCCAUGGAGCGAGACCGGCACCCUAGCCGAUCGUCAAAACGGUCUUGAAAUCACCGGAACCAAUCGCUUCUCCAAUGGCACCUACACAAACUUUGUCUCGGACAUCUUACAACGGGUAUCCGGUCAUGUCGGUAUCUUGAUUGAGUACGGACCCGAGUCAACGAAACGACCCCCUAUCUCCCGCACAGCCAGUGGUAUGAGCAUCCAAACAUCAUUGUGGUCCCGCCAGCCUUCAAACAACCGCACCCACCACGUCGUACUUCCAUUCUUCGGCGGUGACGAUGAUCGCUUCGCGCUUCGCUUUGUCAUGCAGCUUGCGAGGAAUGACCAGGUCACGGCCACGAUCAUCCAGAUCCCAUUCGCCGAGACCAAAAAGGGAGCCACUGCAAGCGUGACUCCGGCCUCCAGCUCAAGUGCCCCUGCGACAUCCUCGCAGUCGGAUAUUGCCUUCUUUGAGACUCUGCGCGAUUCUCUUCCGCAUGAACUUGCCGAUCGCGUCGUAUUCACACAGCCAGAUGUCAAAGACUCGAUUUCUGAUUCCAUUCAGAUGGCCGUUCUUUCUACUCGUGAGGAACUGAAGCACACAUUCAAUAAAGCUAAUAAUGUUGUUGUUGUCGGCCGGCGCAGUGUCACAUCGGAGGUGGAUUUCGUGCUUGAAGAUAACAUUGGACAAGAUACCCGGCAGGCGCUUGGGGCACUGGGAACCGCUAUGGUGCAGCCCGAGAAUAAGAUAUAUGGUAGUGUAUUGGUGCUGCAAGCAGGUACAGGUGGAUUGGCUGAUUACUAUCGCUGA